Clonostachys rhizophaga is the source of this 1104-nucleotide messenger RNA. Lineage: Eukaryota; Fungi; Ascomycota; Sordariomycetes; Hypocreales; Bionectriaceae. The record is from the annotation of a GenBank genome assembly.
AUGAGCGGCACCGUCAAUUUUCUUCAAAGACUCGUCUUUCAAUCUCCGCCAGGAGAAUGGGCGCUUUCACAGCUUCGUGACUUGCUUAUCGGCGCCCUCAAGCAGGGGCCAGUUCCGCAGCAUGUGGCAUUCGAGAUGGAUGGCAACAGGCGGUAUGCCCGAAGCCACCGUAUGGAAACAGUCGAGGGCCACCAUCGCGGUUUCGAAUCUCUGGCAAGAAUUAUGGAAAUCUGCUACAAGGCCGGUGUCAAGACCGUGACCGUGUAUGCCUUCAGUAUCGAAAACUUCAACCGCCCGCAGUACGAGGUCGACGGUCUCAUGCAGCUUGCCAAGGUCAAGCUUGAACAGCUCACUACGUAUGGCGAUAUCCUGGAUCGAUAUGGAGCUGCCGUCCGAGUCCUCGGCCAACGCGAUCUUCUCCGGGAGGAUGUCUUACAAGUCGUGGAUAAGGCCGUGGCAAGAACACAACACAACAAGAACGCGGUGUUGAACAUCUGCUUCCCAUACACAUCCAGAGCCGAGAUAGCGACUGCAGUACAAUCGACUGUCUCGGAGUUCCUCGCACCCCCAGCCCCCAAGAACCAGCUUUUCUCGCCAUCACGUAUUCGACAAAAUAUCCUGUCAAGGCAGUUGAACGGACAUGAUCCCUUGCCAACGAUUCGAGACAGCUCACCUGAAAAACAAACCGAGACUGAAGCAGCAGAGGGAGAAGUGGCGCUUGAUGCGGACGGAGGCGAUUCAUCCUCAGCCACUCUUCCCCCAGACUCACCUUCUCCCCGUCGCCGAACCAGAAAUGGUUCUUAUGAUGAAUCCAAACUGCCGGACCCGGAGACCAUUACAGUCGAGACCCUGGACCGGCAUAUGUACACAUCGGAGGACCCGCCCUUGGACCUUUUUAUCAGGACCAGCGGUGUUGAGCGGCUGAGUGAUUUCAUGCUCUGGCAGUGCCACCAGGACACUCAAAUAUUCUUCCUCAACUGCCUCUGGCCCGAGUUCGAUUUCCACCAUUUUGUCUGGGUUCUCCUCGAGUGGCAAUGGAGACUGAAGCAGAAAUCUCGAGAGGAUGCGCCGAGUAGGCGACGAAACGGCACUAUUGUAGAAUAG